Messenger RNA from Chaetura pelagica (chimney swift), 2310 nucleotides. Its product is annotated as E3 ubiquitin-protein ligase HECTD3-like. The record is from RefSeq and is a predicted model, not a curated record. The transcript has 22 exons. Lineage: Eukaryota; Metazoa; Chordata; Aves; Apodiformes; Apodidae. The coding region runs from base 1 to 2310 and encodes 769 amino acids. Gene Ontology annotation, molecular function: ubiquitin-protein transferase activity.
AUGGAAGUUCAGAUCUUCAGCAGAGUCGGAGCUAGCUGCAGCCCCUCUGUCGAGGAGUACUGCAACGGCGCCGGGCUCUGGGUCAAGCUCAGCAAGGAGCAGCUGGAGGAGUACACGGGCAGCCAUGACCUGGCUGAGGGCUGGAUCCUGGCGCAGAGGUUUGGAGAGGGAGGAGAUAAAUUGGUGCCAGUGGAGUCUCUGCAGAACGUCCAGUGGCAGCAUCAGGCACUCGGGAUUGAUUAUAAAUCUGCAGGCAGCUGGGAACAAGUGGUGGACCUGAUGUACUCCAUGCGCCUGGGAGAGAAGCCCGUACCCAUAGACCAGGAUGAGGCGGCAGUGCACAAGUUCCGGUCCGUGCCCCCAGGCUGGAGCUAUGAGCGAGACAUGGAGCUGGGACGCUUCCUGUACGAUCACAGAGAGAGGCAGCAGCAGUGUGGGGACUGCAGCAAGGAGCACCUCAUCAGCGUUGAGGUCUCCUCACAGACGGAGGACUGUGUCGCAGCCCACCUGACUGACAACCAGGCAUACACCUUCUGGGAGAGCAACGGGGCCCCGGAGCAGCACUGGGUGCGGCUCAACAUGAAGAAAGGCAGCAUUGUCAAGAAGCUGUCUUUGACGCUGGACGGGCAGGCCAAUUCCUAUGUACCCAGGAGGGUGGCUGUGUAUGGGGGGCCACUGAACAAGCUGCAGCACCUGAGAACUGUCCUAAUUAAUGAGAACAGCUACCAGAAUGUCUGCAUCCUCCGUGACAUGAAGACCCACGUGCCGGUGCUGGAGAUCCGUAUCCUGGAGUGCCGGGAACGAGGGUACAAUGUCCGCCUGCGAGGGAUUAAGAUCAAGUCCUUCUGGGAGUGGGACCUGAUCCUUAACAGUGACAUGUUCCAGCCAGCCCAUCUGGUGCGCUACCCUCUCCUGGAAGGGGUGGACACCGACGUGCUGUACCGGCGGGCCAUGAUCAUUCAGAGGUUUGUCCAGCUCCUGGACAGUGUCCUGCAUUACCUGAUCCCCCUCUCUGAGGACAGCAUUGGUGCCUUCAGUGUAUUCAGGAGCAUGAAGCCAUUCCUGCUGCUGUGCAAACAGAGUACAGCCCUAAUCACCCACUGCCUCCAGUCCUCGGAAAGCAACCCCCCUCAGACCGCACCAAAGCUGUGCAUCAACCGGCACCUGGCCCGGGAGCACCGCGCCAACCCCGCGCUGGACCCCAGCUGCAAGAACACGGUCUUCACCCAGCUGUAUGAAAGUCUCAGGUCUUCCAAGAACAAUCAGCCCCUGGACUACAGGUGGCCCUCGAGCUACAGCCAGUGGUGGGAGUGUGAUUUCAUCACUGAGGGCAUCAUUGACAAUGGCGGUGGUUUUCGGGACAGCCUGUCGGACGUGUCAGAGGAGCUGUGUCCCAGCUCAGGCGACGUCCCUGUUCCCCUUCCCUUCUUCGUGCGCGCCUCCAACCAGGGUAACAGCAGCAGCAAUGCCAGGGACAUGUAUGUCCCCAACCCCUCGUGCAAGGACUUCCCCAAGUAUGAGUGGAUCGGGCAGCUGAUGGGAGCAGCCCUGAGGAGCAAGGAGUUUCUGAUCCUGGCUCUCCCAGCACUGGUGUGGAAGCAGCUGGCAGGGGAGGAGGUCAGCUGGAGCAAGGACUUUGCUGCUGUGGACUUAGAGCUGGUGAGGCUGUUAGAGAUGCUGGAGGAGGUGGAUAGAGAAGCCUUUGAGUUCAUGUUUGGCCGAGAGCUGACCUACACCACGGUGCUGAGUGACCAGCGCGUGGUGGAGCUGAUCCCCAACGGCAGCAGCACCGUGGUGCGCUACGAGGACCGCAAGGAGUUCAUCCGCCUGGUGCAGAAGGCCCGGCUGGAGGAGAGCAAGGAGCAGAUCACAGCCCUGCGUGCUGGACUGCUCCGCGUGGUGCCCCAGCCUGUUCUGGACCUGCUCACCUGGCAGCAGCUGGAGAAGAAGAUCUGUGGGGAUCCUGACAUCACAGUGACUGAACUGCGGAGGUUCAUCGUAUUUGAGGACUUUCCUGCUGACGACACCCGUGUCCAGGACUUCUUGGAAGCACUCAACAACUUCACCAGUGAGGAUCUCAGCCGCUUCCUCAAGUUCGUCACUGGCCGGAGCCGCCUCCCAGUUCAGAUAACUGUCUACCCAGGAAGAACAGACUCGGAUGCAUUGGACUUGAUGCCACAGGCCUCCACGUGCUCCUGUACCUUCUACUUGCCCUGCUAUUCCUCGGCCAAGGUCUGCGAGGAGCUGCUGCGCUACGCCGUGUACAACUGCAUGUCCAUCGACACUGACAAGAGCCCCUGGGAUGAAUGA